AGCACCAGUAGCAUUUGAUGACUUGCACAAGGGGGCUUUCAUAUAGCGAGUUUUUGUCUUAAAGCAGCUUAGUUUAGCUUGAAUCAAAUACUAUGAGUUUUCCACAAAAAAAAAAAAAAAAAAAAAACCACACACACACACACCUAAUAUUUCAAACAAUUGCAGUGUCACAACAGGCAGAGGUGCUAUCAUGAUGAUGCUUCCAUUCCAGAUAUCAGCUUAUUCUGCGUCAUUUUUAAAUCCCACUUUCCAACCACACCCGCACCCAACGAUAAACACAACAAGAUGCCUCGGGAUCAAAGAGCGAUCAUUAAGUUAAAUCCAGGGGACAGAGUGGAGAUGACUUCUCAGUGCGAAUUGGAAAUAAUAAUCCCGAGGAAUCAGUCGCAGCAUCGGCGCCAGAGCCGACGAGGUCGCCGUAUUCAACGAAAGCAGAACCGGAGUUGUUCUUGUCAGAAGCAUGAGCAGCCGCAGACUCCGGAUUCCCAGGCGCAGCAGCCAUCCCGAGGACAGUAUCAGCUACAGAGCAAGCCUCAGAGCCAGCCGGUGGGCUAUCGGCCCCAAAUCGAGCCUCAAAGCCGGCAGAAACAGCAGCGUCCGUAUACAAAGUCCAUGGAAAAGCAAGUUGAUGAGGCUACGCGGCGACUAUCUCAACAAGGGUUCCGAUCACAGCAGCUUAUGGAUGUGGCCCAGUCCCGCUCAGCAUCUGACCAGGCCUCUUCUCAUGAUACCGAGUCGCAAAAGUCGAUUCCGUACGUUCUGGGUUCGUGCGAUAUUCCUUGGAUUUCAGCCCAGCUCGGGUCGGGAAAGCCUUCAUCGGAGCCUGACACUGAUUAUGAGUUGUUGGACUUUGAUGGUUCAAGAUCUCCAUCUAUAGUGAGCUUCAACUCGGACAGUGAUGAGAGUAUUGUUAUGAUCGGAAAUUGGAAAGCCACCGAAGGUGACGGAUCUUGGUGGUAGAAUCUACCUGAUGCGUUGAAGAAUGCUGUCUCGCUAUCUUUGCUUAGCUUAGCUCAUGAAUUCAAGUUCUGGA
This is a messenger RNA of Aspergillus ruber CBS 135680, 1033 nucleotides long. RefSeq lists its product as uncharacterized. The coding region runs from base 286 to 960 and encodes 224 amino acids. NCBI's taxonomy places the organism in Eukaryota, Fungi, Ascomycota, Eurotiomycetes, Eurotiales, Aspergillaceae. The record is from RefSeq and is a predicted model, not a curated record. The transcript has 2 exons.